Molecule: messenger RNA, 1485 nt
Organism: Eucalyptus grandis
Lineage: Eukaryota; Viridiplantae; Streptophyta; Magnoliopsida; Myrtales; Myrtaceae
Product: UPF0301 protein BDI_1431
Exons: 2
Coding region: 326-1225 (299 amino acids)
Source: RefSeq, a predicted model, not a curated record
ACACGUCACCCAAAAAGCCACCUAGAAAACUUCACUUUCCCCUCAUCCGAUCCGAUAUCCACAAGCGGCAUGUCCUGAAACAAGGCUUCAACCUUUUGCCACGUGGAGGUUCAAUCCAAUAGCCCAUGCUUUCGGAGAACUCAUGCAGCUGCAUCCAACUAGGACCAAGACACUUUGUGGUGCACAUUCGACCUCGCUUCCCAUAUAAACGACUGCCUCGAGUCUGCACUUUUGCACCAUCUCUAUCGUAUCUGCAUUUUGAGAGACUGUGAGAGGAGAGAGGAUUACGUUAAAGAGUUCAGUUUGAGCAUACGUGACAGUGACCAUGGACGCUUGCUUCCUCACCUCAAAUUCCUUCACCAAGUCCAUCAAGAUCGUCCCUUUAGCUAAGCCCAUGUCGUCCCCCCUUCACCCCAGAUCAGCUUCUGCUCUCACCUGGGCAAAAACCUCUGGCGGCUUAUUGUCCAUAAAGUGUUGUAACUUCGAGCCCAGCUCGCCUUUCGAAGAUGUCCCCAGGAGCUUCACUAAUUCCGAUUGGCGGUCGUUCAGGGCAAGGCUCGUGGCGGGAGAAACGGCGCGGAGGCCCGAAGCGCCUUCCUCGAUGGUCGACCUCGACGCCCCGGUGGAUCGGCCGACCCCUGUCAUGAUCGGGGACAAGUGGGCCCACGUCAUCCACGAGCCCGAGCAGGGCUGCCUGCUCAUCGCGACGGAGAAGCUCGACGGGGCCCACAUCUUCGAGCGGGCCGUCGUCCUGCUCCUGUCGACUGGGCCCGUGGGCCCGAUAGGCGUCAUCCUCAACCGGCCCUCCCUCAUGUCCAUCAAGGAGUCCAACUCCGCGGUGCUCGACAUGGCGGGCACGUUCUCCGAGCGCCCGCUCUACUUCGGCGGGCCCAUCGAGGCGGGCCUGUUCCUGAUGAGAGGCGGCAACGGCGACGUCGGCAGGAGCGGGGCUUUCGAGGAGGUGAUGGAGGGGCUGUACUAUGGGAGGAAGGAGAGCGGCGGGUGCGCGGCGGAGAUGGUGAAGAGAGGGGCAGUCGGCGUCGGGGACUUCAGGUUCUUUGAAGGUUGUUGUGGGUGGGACAGGGGCCAGCUGAGCGACGAGAUUCGGGCCGGGUACUGGACCGUUGCGGCGUGCAGCCCGAGCGUCAUCGGGCUCGGCAGCAUCGGGAGCGCUGGGCUCUGGGAGGAGGUUCUUGGGCUCAUGGGCCCUAAAAAGGUUUGGUGAGAUCUUUGGAUCGCUUGGGUUUGCUAUUGAAGAUGGAGGAUGGUCCUCAGAUGCUCAAAAGAAGAGGGGGGGAGCAUGAUUGGAAUCGAGUUAUCGCAAGCUUAUGAGAAAGUCGAAUGUGUGUUGGGAGAUGUAAUGAAUGUGAAUAUUUUUAUUUUUAGACCGUGGGGAUUCCUCGUCCAUGAAUUGUUCCACAUUUAAUUAUACAGUGUAUUUUCUGCUGCCUGAGUGUGCUGUGACUAUGGAACAAGAAGGGAGGA